AGGAGGUCGUGCCACGCGAGUUUUCCCGCGGGGUCCCUCAGCCCAGCCCCGCGGGUUGAGACCUGAGAACUCAUCGCACUGCCCGCGCCUCCGCGGCGGCGGGGAGCCGGGGCUGGGAUUGGGAGCCGGGACUGGGACGGGGGGGCCUGGGCAGCCCCCACUCCGGCGGCUGCAGGUCUGGGGAGAUGGCCGGCAACAUGCGCCUGCUGCGGGCCCUGCUCUGCCUCUGGCCACUGGCCGAGGCCACCUUGGCUUCCCGGGCGCGCACCCGCCGGGAGCUGGCCCCCGGCUUGUACGAGCACGGGGUCUACGAUGCCAGCGGGUCCUACUGCCAGCGCGGGGACGUCUGCUGCCACGGCCGCGACGACGGCUGCACCGUCCCCUACCACGACACCCUCUGCUACUGCGACCUCUUCUGCAACCGCACCGUCUCCGACUGCUGCCCCGACUUCUGGGAGUACUGCCUGGGCAUCCCGGCCCCCUUCCCCAAAGCCCCAGGCUGCGCCCGCGCCGGUCGCAGCUACCCCACGGGAGCCACGUACCGGGAGAACUGCAACCUGUGCACCUGCGGCCCCGGCGGGCAGUGGGAGUGCGAGGACCAUGCCUGCCUGAUGGAUGGGGAGCUGAUCGACGCCGUCAACAGGGGCAAUUAUGGCUGGAGAGCCGCCAACUACAGCCAGUUUUGGGGGAUGACGCUGGAGGACGGGAUCCGGCACCGCCUGGGCACCUUCCGACCCUCUCCCACCGUCAUGAACAUGAACGAGAUGCACAUGAACAUGGACUCCAACGAGGUGCUGCCCCGCCAUUUCGACGCAGCCGCGAAGUGGCCCGGGAUGAUCCACGAGCCGCUGGACCAGGGCAACUGCGCCGGUUCCUGGGCCUUCUCCACGGCGGCCGUCGCCUCGGACCGCAUCUCCAUCCACUCCAUGGGGCACAUGACGCCCGCCCUGUCACCCCAAAACCUCCUGUCCUGUGACACCCGCAACCAGAGGGGCUGCAGCGGGGGGCGGCUGGACGGAGCCUGGUGGUACCUCCGCCGGCGGGGGGUGGUGACAGACGAGUGCUACCCCUUCACCAGCCCGCAGAGCCGGCCGGCGGCCCAGCCCUGCAUGAUGCACAGCCGCUCCACGGGCAGGGGCAAGCGGCAGGCGACGGCACGUUGCCCCAACCCCCAGACCCACGCCAACGAGAUCUACCAGUCCACCCCUGCCUACCGCCUCUCCUCCAGCGAGAAGGAGAUCAUGAAGGAGCUGCUGGAGAACGGCCCCGUGCAAGCCAUCCUGGAGGUGCACGAAGAUUUCUUCAUGUACAAGAGCGGGAUCUAUCAGCACACGCCGGUGGCCGAGGGGAAGGGGCCAAAGCACCAGAGACACGGGACCCACUCGGUCAAAAUCACUGGGUGGGGAGAAGAGCAACUGCCUGACGGCCAGAUCCAAAAAUACUGGACGGCAGCCAACUCUUGGGGCACGGCGUGGGGCGAGGGCGGCCGAUUCCGCAUCGCCCGCGGCGUCAACGAGUGCGAGGUGGAGACCUUCGUGGUGGGCGUCUGGGGCCGCGUCAGCAUGGAGGACAUGCCCCACAAGUGAACCCCCCCCACACCCCACACCCCCCCCCCCCAAAACCGCCCAGAGGGGCCCCCCAGCCCCGCGGAAGUCCUUGUCCCCACCGUGCCCAGCACCGCAGCCCCUCCAUCCCCUCCUAGGGGGACCCCCCCCCCGCCCCAUCAUCUGGGGCAGGGGGAUGGGGCUGUCCCCUGGGUUCCCGCCCCCGGGGGUGCCCCCCCCCCCCCGUGCUGACGUGGCGGCUGGGUGCAGUGGCGCGUGUGGCCGGGGGCGCCCCCGGGGGCCGGUCCCGAGUCCCGUGGGAUUUACCCACUAAUCCCCCCCGGCUGGGUUUCGGUGGCAGCCGGGGGCUCUUCAAAGGCAGCCGCCCCCCCCCCCCCCCCCUUCCCCGCACCGCA
Molecule: messenger RNA, 1960 nt
Organism: Tyto alba (common barn owl)
Lineage: Eukaryota; Metazoa; Chordata; Aves; Strigiformes; Tytonidae
Gene: TINAGL1
Product: tubulointerstitial nephritis antigen like 1
Exons: 12
Coding region: 186-1586 (466 amino acids)
Biological process (GO): proteolysis
Cellular component (GO): lysosome
Molecular function (GO): cysteine-type peptidase activity; peptidase inhibitor activity
Source: RefSeq, a predicted model, not a curated record